AUGGAGGAUAUAGAUCCGCCUCCUAAACGACUGAGGAGAACAGGAAGCCCCGGUGACCUCUUUUCGAAUGCAGAAUCUGAGUCAGAAGUUUUUCCAUUAGAAAAUUAUAUACCUCCAUCAAAAACGGAGGCUGGAUCUAAUGAUGAUGAUGGAAUCAACAAUAAAAGCAGCGUAGAAGAUUAUCCGCCGAGCACCCAAACUGAUUUGGAAUCUUCUCUUCCCCCUAUCAAAACGGACUAUGAAGCGAUCGCGGACUAUGAGGCUUCAAAAGCCCAAGAAUUGACGACCGAAAACGGUGCCGCGAACCUGCACCACCGCUAUGAAGAACGAGGAUGGGUGAAAGGCAAAAGUUCCAUAUAUGUGGAUGCCUUUAACGUCGCAUUGGAAAGCGUUUUGGUAGACGAAACCCAUUUGUUUGACGAAACGGAAAUGGCAGUCUUCGAUCACUGGAGAAGAUUAAGCUAUGAAGCUCAAUAUUUAUAUGUGCGCCUUUUUCUACGCAAAACAUCUGCAUGGCAUCGUGUCAACCGCCUUGGUUACUAUCAAGAUAUUGCGGAUAUGCCUGCGGCCGUAAAGGAAUUGAGGCACAGUAGAAAGCUCCCAUCCUCAUCCACUCUGCUUCAACCCCCAUAUAUUCCUGCACUGAAAUCUCCUGAAAAUGUCGUUCUUGGUGAAAAUUUUCAGUUCGCUGAAGGAUUAGAAGAAAUAGAUACACUUGAAGAAGCAUCCUCCUUACUCCUAUUAGAUGAAUUGAAAUCCUUUUCAAAGGAAGCCAAAGUUCAGGGGAAAAAUAAGAAGGAGCUGUUGAAAGGAUUGCGCGAGUCCAGUACAACGCAGUCAGGACUUAGCUGGCUCCCACGAUGCAAGCCAGACGACGAAGUACCCAGCGACUCUUCUCUAAAUCGGAUGAGCAAUUCGUUAAGCCGAGGGAACACUCGAGAUUUGCAUUUCACAAAAAAGAUCUUGGAUCACACUGGUGACUGCAUCAGACUCUCUUCCGCGCCACGGAGACUCUUUGAGCGGGUUCAUUUGCUAUUUUACCGGUCUACGGAAUGGACAGAAAAGUCCUUAACAACCAUUAUAUUGGCGAAAAUUUCGCGGAGGAAUUACCCAAAUUAUAUCGUUUCCCGUUCCAAUUCCAUUUUCCCCUCGAGAUUUGCCUUACUGGAGUUUGAAGCUGCCUUGCGAGUGCAGUUUGAUAUUGACAACACUCUAGAGUCACCGGAUCUGCCAAUCAUGGAGAAGCUAGCUUUCAUUAAAUCUUUAUCCGAAAGUGUUUAUGAAAGAUGGAAAGCUCUGAUCGCUGAAGAGCAACACAAAGAACACGUGUACGAAACUGGAGAGGGUGCAUACCUCCGCCGAUUUUCCCCAGCAUGGGUAUACACCCGGAUAAUCCAUAAAGGCCUCUAUGCCUUGGGCCGUUUCAAAAAUUAUAAGCGGGAGCAUGAGUUACUCACAGAACUCCUUGACCAGCGUUUAUUCCAUGCUGCUCGCCGAGGGGCGUGGUACCAGCGCAAAGCUCUACUGGAAGAACAUUAUAUGUGGUCUUUAACCCCGUUUGAGAACCGUUCUGAGGAGAUACAAAAGAGGGUAUGGAAACGAACAGCUCUUCGUACGUGUGAAGAGGGCCUUGAGGAUCCUGAUUGCCAUUUGGUAUACCACUAUGAUUUACAGAAACGAAUCACAAAGUUGGAGAAGUCGCUAAAAGUCACAAAGCGGGAACAGCACGAUUUUGGACAUGUCAUGUUGGUUAAACCAGAAGAACGGAUCGUGGAAGGAAUUCGGAUUGAGAAAGAUAUUCCCAUUAAGUCUGGUUCGAAGGAAACCCCGAAUUCCGUGUCUCGAAGAGGUAGACCUACGGUUUGGGUAGAUGAACGAGAAGGCGGAGGCGAGUGUAGAGUCGAAAGCAUGUGCCUAAGCUGGUAUAGAGACAAGGGAUGGAAGGGCUUCCAUUGCGAGAGCGGCAUAGUCCGAACAUUGUUUGGAUAUCUCUUCUAUGACAUCCUCUACGCAUAUGUUCCCAACGUCUUCCAAACGCCCUUCCAAACUUGUCCCUUAGAUCUACACACAGAUUCGUUUUAUCCCACUCGUGCUUCAGAAAUCAAUCACAGGCUUGCCCAGAUCGCCAAUGGUGAUGCGGAGAAGCUUAUUCAUGAAGUACAUGACCGUGAAGCGGAGAGAGAAACAUGCGUCAUCGGCAUCGACUGGUCGUUCGAAUUAUCUGAUCUAGUUGAGAUUGUGCAGUGUUUCCGCGGUGAGGCCCUAGCUACUGAGUACCAGCAAAGGGGUGGAGGCAUCCCAGACUUGUUCCUCUGGAGCAUGGAGAGGAAGGAGGUUAUGUUUGUGGAGGUAAAGUCGGAGAAUGACCGGCUAAGUGAUACCCAACGAUUGUGGAUUCAUGUGCUUACUGGUGCCGGUGUGAGGGUUGAGUUGUGUAAUGCUGUUGCAAGGGAGGUUAGAGUAGAAACCUCUGUUGCUUAA
Messenger RNA from Histoplasma capsulatum G186AR, 2481 nucleotides. RefSeq names its product coiled-coil domain-containing protein MTMR15. Bases 1 to 2481 code for a protein of 826 amino acids. NCBI's taxonomy places the organism in Eukaryota, Fungi, Ascomycota, Eurotiomycetes, Onygenales, Ajellomycetaceae. Gene Ontology annotation, biological process: interstrand cross-link repair. Gene Ontology annotation, cellular component: nucleus. The record is from RefSeq and is a predicted model, not a curated record. The transcript is spliced from 4 exons. Gene Ontology annotation, molecular function: 5'-3' exonuclease activity; 5'-flap endonuclease activity; flap-structured DNA binding.